Cordyceps fumosorosea ARSEF 2679 is the source of this 447-nucleotide messenger RNA. Its product is annotated as START-like domain protein. The coding region runs from base 1 to 447 and encodes 148 amino acids. NCBI's taxonomy places the organism in Eukaryota, Fungi, Ascomycota, Sordariomycetes, Hypocreales, Cordycipitaceae. The record is from RefSeq and is a predicted model, not a curated record. The transcript has a single exon.
AUGAUUUCCGUGACAACAGUUACCAAAGAUAUUGACGCCCCAAUUGGGGAAGUUUGGGCCAUCGUUUCCGCGUGGGGCUCAGAGAAGCUCUGGUUUCCAAACAUGAUGAGAUCAAGCCUGGAGGGCUUUGGAGUUGGAUCUGUACGGACAUUAACUUUUAAACCUGGAGACUUUACCGUCUCCGAGAGGCUAGAAGCAGCCGACCCCUUGGCACAUACUCUUUCCUAUGCCUUGAUCCGGAACCCUGAUCAUCAUAGGGCCAAGUAUCCUCGUGGGAGCAUCGUGUUGGAUGACCUUGACGGAGCCAAGACAAGAUUUACGUGGUCCUGCAAGGCGAGUUGGGUGGAUGAGGACUUCCGAGCCGAGUUCGUCAACAUGAUCAACGGCAUGUAUAACGAGGCGAUUGAUUGUCUUGGCCAACUGCUAGCUGCUUCGGAAGACCGCUAG